GACACUGUGUGUAUAUGUGUGUCAUGGGGAGAGACGGAAGCCCCCUUUGUGUAUGUUGUCUUCAAGUGCAUCAUUAAAUGUGUGUUUGUGCGUGUACCUCAGAAUUUUUGUCAUCCUGGGUAAAGAUCAGGAAAAAAGGGCUUUGAAUAAAUGUCUUUAUUACUUGUCAAUUCUUUUUUAUAUGGAUUUGUUGUUCAUUCAUUUGUUUGUACAGUAAUGUGCAGAAGUCAGGGACCACCCUUUAUGUCUUUAUCAGAAUGGUCAUAUAUGGUCAAUUACAACAGUCAUUUUUCACUGUUCACGCUAAAAGCAGAGGUGUUUCCACCCUUUGUCUUUAUUAGAGCUUCCAUUCAUUUCUGAACACUUGCUUUCAGUUGGUCAAAGAAAUCUGCAGGGAUGUUUUUCUACACCUCCGAAAUUCAGUCUUGGAAGAUGGAUGCAUGACGCAUGUACGUUCUAUUAUAUUGAGUGAUGUUGAGGUCUGGACUGUAGAGUGGUCAGUUCAUUGUUCUGAGAACACCAGCAGCUUUUUUAUUUGAUUUGCAAAUUUUCUUUGAUUUUGUCUCUUUCCUUUUCUUAGUAGAUUUGAGGCAAGAGCUUUAUUGUCUCCUGUCUUUCAAAAAUGAAAGUUUUAUCUGAUGUUGACGGUUUUGGUGGUCUACCAGCCCUUCUCUACGUCUUUUAGGGUUUUAUUUUUUAACUCUAGGUUUGGAAGCUCCUUUUCUUUUGACUUUCCUGUUCUUUGUGCAAGUGGAUUAACUUCCGUCUCAUUUCCUCAGAAAUAGCUGUUAAAAUAAAGAACGUGAUGGCUGUUUUGUGUGGUCUCACUUUUGCCCAGUACUGUAUUUGUUUUUUUUUUUUUUUUCAUUUAUCCCACUAAACAAAAGUUAGAUGUCCAUCAUUUAUUCAGUAUAAAGACAUCUUUUCAUAGCCUUUUCCUUCUUAACAAGGGUGCUAGUGUUUUUGGGAGAAUAGGUUUGAAUGUAGCUCAGGCUGAUUGAGAGAUUGUGGUUCGCUUCUCUCCCUGAACUGGGAUGUGUGUUGCUAUGGUGAUUGCUACUCUAGGUUGUCAUGGUGAAGUCUUUUCAACGUUUUGAGUUGCGAUCGCUGUGGGGAAAUGGCCAGCUGUCACACUGUAGCUUCAUUACGCACAUGCUGUUUACAGUGUGGGCCGAGUCUCAUCAUUCUCUUGUAAACGCAGGGCGUUUUUAACAUGGUCUUAUAUUGAACUCCACAGGAAUGACGUUUUGUUUUCUUUUCCUGUUACCCAUCCUCAUUUCUGACCUUCUCAUGCUUCCUCCCAGCUCUCCUGCUUCAGGAUAUUCUUGCUUUACAAUGCAUUUCUAAAUGAAAUAUUUAUAACAUCCAUAUGGUUGCCCUCCUCUGGUUUGGUUUGCAGAGCCUCCCAUGUCUCAGUGUCUUUACAUAGACUGCAAUCGCCCCAAAAGUCAUUGUUUUCUAAAGGCUUUUAACCACUAAUAUGUAUAUAAUUUUUUUACAGAAUGGUAUUUACAGUGCUGCUCUCUAAACUCCUCUUUUCUCUCUUUGUUAAGACCCUUUUGCCCCAGCUGCUGAUCAUGCAGCUGUUUCCCCACAGCUGGACCUGUUCUCCAUGCAGCCUGUAGAGAGCAGUAUCUCAUGCUUCAGCUCCGUGGCACCCCCUGCAGUUCAGACCCCACUCACCUCUAACAGUCCCGUCACCCCUAGCCCUGCAGCCCCCACAGCAGACCUGUUCAGCGGUUUUUUUGAUUCUGUGCCGGAGCCGGCCGUGCCCAAAUCAGACCCUGCUCCUAGUCUAGACCUGUUUUCAUCAGAUGUGUUCUGCCCCCCUCCUGCCGCUCUCUCAGCUCCUGUGAGCUGGCCAGACAGCGGGACAGCUGUGGACUUGGUUAGGGGUGGGUAGUGAUUGGCUGGAUGGGGCUCUAUCUAGGGUGUGGUGCUUUUGUUGAUUUUCUGUGGCGACCUUCAAUUGCAGGUGUUUACAUCAUGCAUAUUUGAGUGAAAAUUGCCUUGAGAAUUAUGUGGAUGCCAGUUGUGAGGUGUGAACUUGUGAACUGUCUUGUGAAGUUUAGUGACUGAGUUUGUGUGCACUCUCACGGGCAUGUUUCUCUCCUUCCUCUGGGUGACUGACUCUUUCCCUGUUUCUUUGGGGUUUUCUCUCAGUGUGUCGGAGAUGGCUCAUUCUUAACCAUUCUCUGCCCUUAUGCUGCGCGGAUGCUCCCACUGUGGCCUGACCUGGUUUUGUACGGUCUGGU
Molecule: messenger RNA, 2255 nt
Organism: Pygocentrus nattereri (red-bellied piranha)
Lineage: Eukaryota; Metazoa; Chordata; Actinopteri; Characiformes; Serrasalmidae
Product: clathrin coat assembly protein AP180
Exons: 3
Coding region: 1613-1903 (96 amino acids)
Source: RefSeq, a predicted model, not a curated record